AAAUAAUUUUCAAUACACUUGCAUCCCUAAACCUAACCCAACUAGGCCAUAAUGACGUCACAAAAUUUUGUAUCCCAUCAUACACCUCGCAGCCUGAACCAGGAAAUCAACAUGUCUACCAUGCUGGGACGUGUAUUCAUUUACGGAGGACGUGGAGCUUUGGGGGCUCAAUGUGUAGCUCAUUUCAAGUCUCAAAACUGGUGGGUUGGUUCAAUUGACCUGAAGGCUAAUGAUCAAGCUGAUGCAAAUAUUCUUGUAAAACAUGAUGAAUCCUGGAUAGAACAGGAAAUAAGUGUCCUUUCACAAGUGCAAGAAUUACUCAAAGGUGAUAAAAUUGAUGCAGUUAUAUGUGUUGCUGGUGGCUGGGCUGGAGGGAACGCUGCUUCCAAAGAAUUUGUGAAAAAUGCUGACUUGAUGUGGCGACAGAGUGUUUGGAGUUCCACCAUUGCUGCAGCAAUUGCUGCCCAACAUCUUAAAGAAGGGGGAAUGAUUUCUCUGCCUGGAGCCAAACCAGCCCUUGGCCCAACAUCAGGCAUGAUUGGGUAUGGAAUGGCAAAGGCUGCUGUGCAUCAACUAACCAAAUCAUUAGCUGGGGAAAACAGUGGCUUACCCCAAAACUCUAUGGCGGUUGCAAUUCUGCCAGUGACACUAGAUACACCCAUGAAUCGUAAAUGGAUGCCAAAUGCUGAUAUGUCAUCUUGGACGCCUCUUGAAUUUGUUGCAGAUCUUUUCUUACGCUGGGCAAGAGGUGAGGAUCGCCCUCCGAAUGGAAGUCUGGUUCACCUGGUUACCAAAAAUUUCACUACAGAAUUGCAUUUAGUGUAGGAGCUCAUCUUGUAUUCUGCCUAAUAGGGGCCAAACAUAUAUUUACAUAUAUGUAUAUUAUGAAUCUCUUGCGGAAAUGGCAUGAUUAAUUGUGUUAAGGUGUUUAUGUAUCAAAUAUCAUACAGUGUUAAAGAAUACGUGCAUAAUAUUUUGUAAUGAGUGUGUGAAUCUCACCCAUGACAUUGUUCUUCCAUUGCCCAUCCAUUUAUCAUUCCAUUGUCUUCCUUGUGCAAUAUUAAAGACUUACGUUGCUUUUAUGACUUAUGUUCAGAUACAAUGAUAAUUAUUUAAUGAAUAUUUUUAUAUUAUGCAUAUAUGUAAUUUAUAAAGAUUUUAUAAUUGUUUUAUUAUUGUAAGUACAAAUCAACUUACAUUGUGCUUAAUUUCUGUGAUCAAGUCCUAUAUUCAGUCUGGUUGUGGAAUAAGAGAAUCUAGAUUAUUAUACUGUUACAUUUUUGUUAACUUUUUAUAAGCUUACACUUCAUGUCUUAACAGGGUGUAUCUUGUCUCAAGUGUAAGCUGUUAGAUUGUAUUUAUUUUGGAAUGGAUUAUACUCUAAAUAUAUUUUUGUGGAAUAGUGUUGAGCAUCAAAUAAAUGGUUUUCAUUUAUGACUUCCUUCUGAAGAUGCCCAUAAUUUAGUAUGCAUCAGGAUAUGUACUGAAUGUUAUAUUGGUAAUAACUUAAUUUGUUGCUUUUUUAGUUGACAACGUGUCUCCAAGCCCCGGGGGGCAUUUUGUGCUUUUGGAGUAAUCCUCCAUUAAUAUCAGUGUGGGAGUAAUCCUUCAUUUUAUCAUGU
This is a messenger RNA of Gryllus bimaculatus (two-spotted cricket), 1622 nucleotides long. NCBI's taxonomy places the organism in Eukaryota, Metazoa, Arthropoda, Insecta, Orthoptera, Gryllidae. The record is from the annotation of a GenBank genome assembly.